UGAUUUCUUCUUCAAAUAAUAAACAGCAACUGAAGGUGGACUCACUGUCGGCUUUGUGUGUGCUGUAGUGUGCCAGAAGAAGCUGAAAAGAAUUGUGGCCGAUCAUCGACCUUCGAGGAGUGAUUAAAAAAACAACAACAGUAAACAACUUGCAUCUAGUCGCUAUGGGACAUCACAGAAGAGUGAUGACUGACAUGGAAUGCCCCGAUGGACAGGGGGAGCUUCGGCUAACAGCGAGAUUUCGAGAAUCAAAUUUAGGGGACUGCUGGCUCGAUAUCGACGUGCACCCUUCUAAACCAUGGUUUCUUUUCAUACGUAGUCAGAGGACGCUCCAAAUCUGGAACUAUAAAGAUGGCACUCUGAAGGUGAAGUUAAAUCACAGCGGAGGAGGCUCGAGAUAUUUGGCUGCGAAGUUCGUAGGCAAGAAUGACUGGGUGGCCGUGAGCCAUUUCACAGGAUGGGGUUAUAACAUUAUUAUCUAUCAAAUCGUCAGGAUAAAGGCUCAAAACCUUGACUCAGAUAUGUGGGCGGUUAACAAGGUUAAGUAUGUACAAGUCGAGAAGAAAUCAUCCAGGUCCAGCCAGCUGCAUGUUAACCCAUUGAGUUCGUACCCGCUGGCCGUGAGUCCGAGUUCGCGAUAUAUCUUGACUACAGGGAAGUCCUCCAUCUACAUGUUGGACUUGCACCAGUCUUGUACCGAACCUAUCUUCAUUGACAAAUGUGGCAUAACCCAGCUGUCAUUCCAUCCUAGGCAAUUGCACAUUUUUGCAGCUGGCGGCUGCAGCGGGGAGAUCAGGCUUUUUGACAGUGGACAGCGGUCUGCUCUCCAGACUGCCCAAGCCGGAAAAGUGUUCAUCACUUCUUUACAAUUCGACGGCGACCGGCAAAAGACACUUCUCAUCGCCGGUAACAACCGUGACAAAGUGCAGAUCUGGGAUUACAAGAGCAAGGCAUGCGUUGUUGUGCUUGAGCGAAGCGUCCGUGCAGCAAAAUGUUGUAAUGCGCUUGCCCUGUUCCAUCCUCAGUGGCCGUAUGUACUCAGUGCAUCCGAGGACGGAACCUUAUGGAUCUGGAACAAGUCAAACUAUAAACUACUGCUCUCUUUUCACACUGGCGUAAGGAAACUCCGGAGCAUGGCGGUCUGUAGGAACUCUAACGAGCUUCUUCUGGGCGGUGAAGGCGCGUUCCUCGUCGUGGAGGCAGAUCAACUCAUGCUUCGCCCUGAGAAGAAAAUCAAGACGGGAGAAGGAGACGUGUAUGGGAGAAACAACGCAGACAAGCAGAUAACCACCCCCGAAUCCAAAGAGGCAGUGCGCGACCAAAAGGCGGAGAAGAAAGAGGCAGAAAGGGUACUACAGCCGCCGCUUGAGGUUGAACCGAGCAAUGUGGCGGUCGUGGGUAUGGAUGCGGCGAGAGAGAGAUCAGAUCGGUCAGGACCAGGGCCUGAACAUUUCGAGCGGAGGGACGCGGGUAGCAUUCUGCGGUUUGAGAGUGACUUGUUUGAUCAUCGGAUGGAGGAAGCUGCGGCGACGGACGACGGAAUAUGCCUGCACUCUGAAUUGGCAAACACGGUUAACAAGCUCGAGAGUGAUGCAAACACUUGGAUGGACAAUAUGCUGAUGCUGGGAGACAGAUCGAAACGGUCUGGAUCGGAUAAUGCAAAAGAGGAGCGAAGGGAUGGAGGUACCGUCAAGCUGUGUGCCACUCAGGCGAGCAACGUGAUGGUGGGCGAGAGAGAAGUGCUGGAAGAGAUAUCAUUAGUGUCAUCCGGAUCAGAAAAUGAUGAAACAAACAAACGGAUGUGUGCGAACGAGGUCUGCAAUCUGGAGGCUGCUUUGCACCAUACGCCAUCGAAGGAAAAUGUGUCGAAACUUGUGAGAAAGAAUUUCAAGCGAUCCCCACCAGAAUUGCAUCAAGAAAACAAGCGAAUGCAGAUGCAGGAAGACACUCUGACAGCGGAUCAUCCUGUCAAGGACAAGGAGGUCGUAACUGAUAAGAUAAGUGAUCUCAAAGCAGGGAGAGAGGUCCUGGAAGCGAAAUCUGAGCGUUACGGAAGAGAUUAUGACGACCGAGCAAGUCAUGAUGCAGAGAGGAUCAAGGAGCUCGAGAAGGAGGUUAGCGAUCUGAUGGCAGAGAAGGCGGAAUUGAACGAGAGGUUUGAGAGGUCCGCAUCAGAGCACGAUAAAAAUGAACAAACACAUGCAGAGAAGAUAAGGCAGCUUGAGAGCGAGGUAAGUAAUCUGGUAGCAGAGAGGGAGGCUCUGAGGGAAAGAUCUGAGCAAUGUGGAUCAGAUCCCCGAGAGAGAGAACGCGUCAAUGCCAAUAGCAUCGACCGGCUCGAUGCUGAGAGAUCAGAAGAAAGAUCUGAGAAAUCGGUGUUCAGAAUUCAAGAAUUGGACAAGGAGGUAGCUAGUCUGACAGCGGAGAGAUCGGCUUUGACACAACGAGUCGAGAGAUUGACGGUCAAAGUUCACGAAUUGGGACGCAGAUUGCAGAGCGAGUGCAAUGCACGGCAAAGGCUGGAGAAGUGUGCUGAACUGCGGCAGGCUGGGAAUCAGGAAAAAAAAGAGGGUGACGACCGAUUCCCCUUGGAGUUUUCCUUCACCGAGCUACAGGCUGCAACCGGCAACUUCAACGAUAGCUGCAAGGUUCAGGAAAGAUCUUACGGUGUGGUUUACGAGGGAAAGAUCACACCUGUUUUGAUAAAGACAUUCAAGGCUGGUGAGAAGAUGUGGAGUCAGGAUGCCAAGUCGACGAGGGAGAUGAUUCAGAAGUUGAAGUCUCUUCGACACCCAAACUUGCAGACCCUCCUGGGAGUGUGCUACGAGGGAAACUGCCUCCUAGUGUACGAGCACAUGGCCAAUGGUAGUCUCAAAGACCGAAUCUCGUGUGCUGCACAAGGGCCAAUGAAGGGGGGGGGCGGAUUCCUAGUCCUGUCUUGGCAUGUACGUCUCUGGGUUCUGGCGGAGGUGGCUGAGGCCCUAUUCUUCCUUCACUCCACUCAGUUAGUCGAUGGUGGUGGUCCGGUCAUCCACCGUGCCAUCAAUCCAGAAAACAUCUUUCUGGAUAACAAAUUAUCAGCUAAAAUCGGCGAGGUUGAUGCGGCUUUGCUUGCCCCAUCAAAAGCAUCGAGAAGGUGCUUAUCCCCGGAUGCUAACAUGCAGUACCUGGCGCCAGAAUCUUGUCGCAGUAGAGUCUUUGACGAGAAGACCGACAUUUACUCUUUUGGCAUCACAAUGCUGGAGACGCUAACCGGAAACUUUCAGGAUGCGGUCGGAACCAUCGAAAAUGCCGUGAAAGAUGCUUCCGUUUUUCCAAGUGCUUUGGAUGCAAAGGCAGGAGUUUGGGACGUUGAUCUGGCACUGCAGGUGGCACAGUUGGGGCUGCGCUGUGCAAAUUUGGACAGAAGCAAUCGGCCAAGCAUGGCGGAUGGUGAAGGGGCGAUUCUACCAACACUCAAUGCAAUCGCUAGCAAAGUGAAACUCGCAAUCAGCCAAAGAUGACGAUGGAAGAAGGCGAAGUUAAUCCCCUGUUCUCAGGGCAAUCAAUGCUGGCAGAAUGA
Messenger RNA from Chara braunii, 3562 nucleotides. The record is from the annotation of a GenBank genome assembly. Lineage: Eukaryota; Viridiplantae; Streptophyta; Charophyceae; Charales; Characeae.